Messenger RNA from Scylla paramamosain (green mud crab), 3757 nucleotides. Its product is annotated as beta-1,4-galactosyltransferase galt-1-like. The transcript has 8 exons. The record is from RefSeq and is a predicted model, not a curated record. Gene Ontology annotation, cellular component: cytoplasm. The coding region runs from base 503 to 2083 and encodes 526 amino acids. Gene Ontology annotation, molecular function: glycosyltransferase activity. NCBI's taxonomy places the organism in Eukaryota, Metazoa, Arthropoda, Malacostraca, Decapoda, Portunidae.
UCCUAGAACAGCACAGUGAUAACGGUUGAUAAGCCCACCACGAUAAGGCCGCCGAGGAGGAUACAGCUGUUUUCAGUGUUCCCUCAGUUCUCCGCCCAGCUAGGUACUGCCUGUGUGUCAAGCAGUCUGCCUCAUGUGCUGGCUGACAAACUAUGCUCAAACAGUGAAGUGUUUAGUGUUGGUGUUUAGUUCGCCAAUAGUCACCUUUCAAGAGGAAUGGGGAGGAAAUGAUAAGGAGCGAGAAGAAAAAGGAAGAGAGAACAGGAAGUUGGUGUGGAGUGAGUGAGCUGUCACCACACUGUCAAGUUCUGCCUGCCCAGUGUGGCCUCGUGUGUUCACAGCACUGCCGCGGAUCCCGUCACGCCGUGCCGUCACUACUCACGUCACCACCACUAACCCUAACACUCUACCGUGCCGCCUAGUGAGCACCACCGGAGAGCACCGGGGAGGCCAAUGCAGGACCAGCGAGGAUAACAGUAAAGUCAGGCCCUUACACUCCAUCAUGGCAGGCGAGUGCGCGGGUCGAUUAGCUAUUGGGUGGCUUCUGCUCAUGAGGAAACGGGCGUGGGUGGGCGUGGUGGGCGUGGUCUGCACCUGUGUCCUCGUGCUCCUGACGGCGUUCCAUGAUUCAAGGGUGUCCCACGUGUGUGACUGCGGCCAUCAGGUGAACACGGAGGAGAGAGUGGCCAAAUAUUUGCCCAACCUUAUGGGCGAAAUCGACCCUACUACUAAAAGAACAACGCUGCAGGAGGUGGAGGCGGUCCACCCCUCUCUGGCGCUGGCCUUCUUAGUGGAGCAGGAGCGGCGUGGGUCUCGCUGCCACAACACUCCCGGAGUCUUCAGCGUGCGACACAACAACGAGCUGUGGCAGGAGGCUGUGAUCGGGGGCGUGAUCUUCCUGCUCUACGCCGCCUACUACGACUCAAGGGACGAGGGAGAGGGGCCCACAGUAAGGAUGCUGGUGAUGGUAGACUCCACCAGGCCACCUACGCCCGUGUGUCACCUGUGGUACCAGGACGACCUCACGCCCACGGCCUCGAGUGCAGUGCGGAUGGAUUACGUGCACUGGCAAGACAGGGUGAGCGGCGCCUGGCUGCCAUACCUGGUGACCUGCCGAGUCGUGGAGGACCUCCGUGGCGUGCCCAGGGUGGCGGCACUCGUCGGGUACUCGUGCGGCCCCGCCACCAACGCCCUUAGGGUCCUGAACCAGGAGCAGCCGCGAGUCAAGAAGGACUUAGCGCUGUGUCACAAGUUCCUCUUCGACCCCACCCGCGACUACUCCCAGAGACUAGUGGAGUGGCUGGAGGUGGCCAGAGCUUGGGGCGUGGACGAAGUGACCUUCUACGAGGCCUCAGUUCACCCCAACGUGCGGGCGGUUCUGCAGUAUUACCAGCAGGAAGGCUUCGUGCAGGUGUUCCCUUGGCGCAGCCCAGGAGACCAACCUUCACUAGGCCACCUGUACCGCGCCCUCUACGACACUCAGAGGUUCACGCUCUUCACCACGGAGAACAUCCCCUACACGGACUGCCUGCUGCGUCACCUGGCCACGCAUCGCUACGUGGCAGUGUGGGACAUGGAUGAGUUUAUCGUGCCCGCCACCGCGUUCUCGCUGCCCGCCAUGCUGGAUGCCGCCCGCGCCCGCGCCACGGAACAGGGCCUCAGACCCACAUCCUACCUGGCGCGCUGCAGUUAUUACUUUGACGACCAGGUGGAAGAGGCGACGCCUGACCUCCCGGAGUACCUGUACCUGAUGCGUCAUGUGACCCGCACCGUCAAGGUAGCACCGCCGAGAGUUUUCACCAAAUCAGUGCACGACACUUCUCUGGCGCUAGGUUUGCACGCCCACUUUGCCCUCCUCACCCUUGGGGGAAACAUAGACCGAGACCGCGACCUGUAUCACCUGUACCCGACCACUGAGGGGCACCUGGGCCACUACCGCGCCACCUGUCAGGGCGAGGACCAGCACGAAUGCCAGGAACUGUACCGCCCUUACCUGUCCCGCGACACUGCCAUGUGGAGGCACCGGCCAGCUGUCACCGCCCGGACCAAGGCGGUGCUGCAGAUCCUUGGCCUGCUUCCCUGAACCUCUCCAUAGUAAGCUUACUAACCACGGUCCAUAUUCAUCAUUGCUUAAAAAAAACACAGCAGGUGCAAGGCGGGGAGGACAUUUUAACAAAUCGGAAUAAUCCAAAGGGUUAGAGACUACAGAAAGAUUAAAAAUGAUGGCUAUGUUCCCAAGACGGUAAAGAAUUCAGAUAAGGGUGAAGAUAGCCUAAAUUUAAGUCGGUACGGAACAUCAAAGUCUUCAAGAUGGAACGCAGGGGUCGACGGGUAGAUCAGAGAAAGCUGAAGGAAUCUAAGGAGGGAAAUACAUAUAACCUUUGUGACUGACAGAACAUUCUUAGACCUUAUUUCUACCUCGCCCCGCCACAUCGUCCUCGCAUUUGUAACUGGUGCUUCUGGUUAUGAAAUGAAACGGCACAGGCACCCAAUGAUCAUGUUUCUUACUUCAUCCCAUGGCCUCGUGAUAACGCCCACACUCCUGAUCCGUGCUGCAGCGGAUUUGAUUGAGAGAGAGAGAGAGAGAGAGAGAGAGAGAGAGAGAGAGAGAGAGAGAGAGAGAGAGAGAGAGAGAGAGAGAGAGAGAGAGAGAGAGAGAGAGAGAGAGAGAGAGAGAGAGAGAGAGAGAGAGAGAGAGAGAGAGAGAGAUUCUUGCAUAUUCAUAUGGCAUAUAGGAGGAUGGUGACUAAGGAGAACGUUGAUGAGGACAGAUGAGCAUAGCGAUGGCAGAAUGCAUAGUAUGACAUUGACGAUGUUGUUGCAGUAAGAACUUCCCAGGAAUGAAUGUGUUAGGAGGAUUGAAAGAGCCACUGAUCGCAAAAAAAAGGAUGGGCUUUGCCUUACUGAAAAGAUUAUAUGAAUUUGCAGUAGGAGAAACAAACUUUGCGUCGCGAUGAAAUGCUGUGAUGCAAUACAAUUUUUUUUUGCAGUAGAGUCAGGGAUCUAUUUGGAAGCAUAAGUGGUUUGUAUGUUCAUGUUUAAGGUUUUUUAGAUAAUAUUAAAAAGCGGCCUUUUGAGAAGAUUCCGAGAUUUUUCGGCAAAAUGAGGUUGAGGCUACACGUCUUGCAAAAAAAAAAGUAAAUAAAAAUAAAUAAAUAAAUAAAUAAAUAAAUAAAAUAAUAAUAAUAAGGAUUUGAAGUAAGAGGAACACGUUUUACGGCAUGAAAAAAUGCAAUGAGGCGAAACUUUUUUUUUUUUUUUAACAUGACCAGUAUGUUUGUCGAUAUUUGGUGCAAGUUCAGGUGUCUUUGAUCAAGGCUUGGGAAUCUUUGGGCCAGGUUAAAUGGGGUCUUUGGGGCAGGAUUCAGUUGUCUUUAGGUCAGGUUCAGGGAUUUUUGGAUCAGAUUCCAGAUUCUGAGUCAAGAUAAAACCCUGAGGCAAGGUUUGAGUAGUGAGAAUGUGUGCCUGUGAGUUACUUGUGAUGUGAAUAUGCAUGAUAUGUAUGCAUUUAUGUGAUACUGAUGUUGUGACCCUUCAUCAUUUUACCUAGUGACGCGCUUAAGAAGGAGCAGAGUGUUCAUGUUGUCUAUCCUUGUAUGAGUGCUAGUACUGUGCUAGUUUUGUGUAUUCCCUGUACAUGUAAUGCUUUGUUAAUAGAGAUGCAAGCCUUCAUUGUAAUGUGAUUGUUCAUAGUGUACUGUCGUUGUUAACACUGACGUAUUAUUGUGUAUAAUAAAUAUCACGUUUGUACAUGAAA